Rhizophagus irregularis DAOM 181602=DAOM 197198 is the source of this 787-nucleotide messenger RNA. Lineage: Eukaryota; Fungi; Glomeromycota; Glomeromycetes; Glomerales; Glomeraceae. The record is from RefSeq and is a predicted model, not a curated record.
AAUGAUAAUCGUGGACCUGUUCCUCAACCAAUACCAGUUGAGCCUGAUAGUUGGGAUUCACCACAAACAUCUACACGAAAUGAUAAUCGGGGUACUGUCCCUAAACCAAUACCUGUUGAGCCUGAUAGCUGGGAUUCCGCACCACAACCACCACAAGCGCCUACGCGAAAUGAUAAUCGGGUACCUGUUCCUCAACCAAUACCUGUUGAGCCUGAUAGUUGGGAUUCUACAUCCACGCGAAAUGAUAAUCGAGGACCUGUUCCUAAGCCAAUACCUGUAGAGUCUGAUAGUUGGAAUUCUGCACCACAAACGUCUACGCGAAAUGAUAAUCGAGGUACUGUUCCUAAACCAAUACCUGUUGAACCUGAUAGUUGGGAUUCUGCACCACAAACAUCCGCACAAAAUGAUCGGGGUCCCGCAUUCAAACCUUUACCUAGUUGGAAUACUAUUUCUCAGCCUUCCCAAGAUAAUAGUUGGGGUUCCGGCCCUCAACAACCAUCAGCAUCAGGACCACCGGAAUCCGAUUGGACUAAAAAAGCUGAGAUGUACUCAAAGGAAUUAGGUGAAAAAAAUGAAAUUAAAACAUGGGUGAAUAAUACGGGACAAAAAGUCGAAGAUUCAUAUGGUACAGGCGCAAGCGACUCCUAUUAUGAUAAUUCCUCCUCGAAUAACCGUUAUGGUAGCCGUGGCUGUCAUAACUGCGGGCAAGAAGGUCAUUUAGUUCGUGAUUGUCCUAAGAAACAGGGUAGCAGUGGCAGAAAAUCUUGCCAUAAGUGUGGUAAAGAAG